AUGUUAGGUGUCAUCGGGAUCUCCGCGUUUGUGCUGGCGCUAUGGGGCACGUGGAGAAUGUACAAGCGCGUGGUGGUAAAAUCAGUCCUCAGAAAUCUUCCCGGACCGCCGAGCCCAUCGUUGUUUGUCGGUAACUUCCGGCAAAUAUGGGAUACCUCCGGGUUCGCAUUUCAUCAACAGCUUGGUGACAUGGGGUCUGCCGUCAAGGUUCACGGCUUCUUUGGGGACGAACAUAUAUAUCUCACGGAUCCUCGUGCACUGCAUCAUGUCCUGGUCAAGGACCAAGAUGUUUUUGAAGAAAGCGCCCAUAGUCUUGAAACAUCGAGACUGUUAUUUGGGAACGGUCUAGUUGCAAGCCUUGGUAAGUACACUCGUCCGCAACGCAAGAUGCUGAACCCGCUCUUCUCUCCUGCGCAUUUACGCACGCUAGUCCCGACCUUUUUCACGAUCACCGAGCAGUUACGUAGGGCUCUGACACGCCACGUGGAAGGACCCAAAUCUGAGAUUGAUAUACUGGAGUGGUGCUCCAGGGCCGCUUUGGAAUACAUUGGAGUCGGCGGACUAGGCUAUUCUUUUGAUGCCCUGAAGGAAGGAGCAGCAAACAUAUAUAGCGAAUCCGCAAAGAAUCUAUUCCCGUCGCUUUUUCCCAUCGCACCUCUUUGUAUCAUGUUGCCCUACAUCAGUGCCAUUCUACCACCUGGACUAGGAAGAAAGAUCAUCGACGCGAUUCCAUUUCCCUCAGUACGAACACUCAAGAGCAUUGUCGAUAUGAUGGACGAGACAAGCAAGGAAAUUUAUGAGCGUAAGAAGCAGGCAAUAAUGCGUGGGGAAGGCGAAGAGUACGACCAGGUAGCACACGGAAAGGACAUUAUGACGACGCUUCUGCGCGCAAAUAUGGCGAGCGCGGAAAAGGAUCGUCUGCCUGAGGAUCAGUUGUUGGGACAAAUGAAUCUACUCAUAUUCGCUGCAUAUGAUACCACCUCAUCAGCACUUGCUCGUAUACUGCAUUUGCUGUCCGGAAACCCUCAACUUCAAGAUGAGCUUCGGCAGGAGAUCCGCGGACUGCAUGUGGAGCUUGCAAACACGUUACCAAGUUACGAGCAAUUGAUGUCCCUCCCGCUGCUUGAUAGCAUUAUUCGUGAAACCCUACGCUUGUACGCUCCUGUGCCCUUCGUACAAAGGACCUCACUAAACCGUUGCUCUAGUGCACGUAAGGAUAUCGUGAUACCCCUACGAACGCCCACCAUUGGCGUGGAUGGCACUGCUAUACACGAGCUGCCGAUAAAGAACAAUCAGGGUAUAUUCGUAGGCAUGGCGAUGGCGAACAGGAACAAGGCACUCUGGGGCCCCGAUGCACUGGAAUGGAAACCAGGCCGCUGGCUCGAGCCGCUCCCGGAUAGCGUCACGGAUGCACACAUACCUGGCGUGUAUUCCAAUCAGCUCACGUUUCUUGGUGGUAGUCGCGCAUGCAUCGGUUUCAAAUUCUCGGAAUUGGAGAUGAAGGCUGUGAUAUACAUGCUGAUCCACAAUUUCAAGUUUGAGCAGUCCAAGUCGGAAAUCGUGUGGAGGUUGGGCAACGUGAUGGUGCCUUCAGUCAAAGGCCAGGAGGAUGCGAAGCCCCAUCUUCCGCUAAUCAUUACGCCUUUGCUGUCAUCAGAGAUAGAUUCUUAA
Messenger RNA from Punctularia strigosozonata HHB-11173 SS5, 1671 nucleotides. Its product is annotated as cytochrome P450. The record is from RefSeq and is a predicted model, not a curated record. The transcript is spliced from 15 exons. The coding region runs from base 1 to 1671 and encodes 556 amino acids. Lineage: Eukaryota; Fungi; Basidiomycota; Agaricomycetes; Corticiales; Punctulariaceae. Gene Ontology annotation, molecular function: oxidoreductase activity, acting on paired donors, with incorporation or reduction of molecular oxygen; monooxygenase activity; iron ion binding.